Mercenaria mercenaria is the source of this 9016-nucleotide messenger RNA. RefSeq lists its product as uncharacterized. NCBI's taxonomy places the organism in Eukaryota, Metazoa, Mollusca, Bivalvia, Venerida, Veneridae. The coding region runs from base 1 to 3291 and encodes 1096 amino acids. The record is from RefSeq and is a predicted model, not a curated record. Gene Ontology annotation, molecular function: protein binding. The transcript has 4 exons. Gene Ontology annotation, biological process: signal transduction.
AUGUUUACCGAGGAAGACGAAUAUUAUCUGAGAGCAUACAUGCUGCUCCUGAAAGGAGGGGGAUUGAUGUUAAAAGAAACUUUCUACAAAGAACUACGAAAGGCCGGAGGAAAUCUUGAUUUACUUCUAAAACAACACGAAAGAAAAUUAAAGCACCUAUUUGUAAAAAAGCAGCAAGAAAAAUUGUUUCCAGAUACUGGAGUAACCGACGUAGGAACAUGGGAUUUAGCCACGUUAAUAACGGUAUUACUGACGGUAUUUAAACAGUCACUAACCGACGGUGUGAAAAAUAACUUAAAAUCUAUUAGGUAUGUGAGGAAUAUGUUUUACGCCCAUAUCUCUGUGUCGCUAAGUGCCGAUCAAUACGAAAAAAUCCGGAAGGAAUUACAAAAUGCACUCACUUCACUGUCGACUGGAUUAAGUGAAAAGCUGAAAGACGAGUGUUUUAAGGUUAUUCAGGAAUGCACAACUGGCCCUAUCACCCCAUCAUGUAUAGCAGAACUUACGAAACAGACAAAAGUUUUCAAGGUUGAUGGAUUUAGAGAAUUUUUCUUUCAGUGUUUGAGUUUUAGGCCAUUGUUGAAUAUAGCCCUAGGGGAAAGCAAAGACAUAUAUAUUGGUGACAUAAUACACACAGCGUGUCGUAAUGCAAUAAAGGAAGUCGAAAACAAAAAUGACUAUCCGGAAAUUCGCAGUGCUAUUCAACAGAUGCUUAAAACCAUGCCCAUGCCUGUUGUGAGAUGUGAAAAAUCAACAGACGUUUCUGACGACAAUGCUAGAUCUCCUCAAAGACGUCCAAGCAAAUCAACUGAUGAAGCUCAAGCAGUACCAGAUGAGCUAGAAGAUGAUCCAUUCACUAGACAACUUUACGAAAACGCCUUAAAAGAAGGAACAGAAGUAGACAACACCAUCAGAGUCAUGGUCGUUGGUUGUUAUGGUCAGGGAAAGACGUCAUUAGUGCGUAAUUUAUUGAAACUGCCAAUCGGAAGAGUUGAAUCAACUGAUGGAAUAGAAGUUCAAAAAUGUGUCGCAAUAAGCGAUACUGAAUGGAAGCCACCAGAUGAGGUAGAUUCCGAGGGUGAAGAGAUUCGGCGUUUAGUUAAUAUUGCAAAAGGUACGCGCACACAUGAGUCAGUUCUUGAGGAUCAGUCUCAACCUCUGCAUUUGAAAUUAGAAGAUAGCGGGAUAAGCGGACCGGGCGAAGAUUAUGACUAUCCGUCAACCGAAAACGAGGUUGAAUAUAUUGAUGAGCAACAUAUGUUGCAUAAAAAGAUGAAGUUUUCCAACACUGAUUUAGAUCAUGGUCAGUUUAAAUCAGAAAAAUAUCAUCAGCCACAAGCAAGCUCUUCCGACAGAAGUGUAAGUUUUCAGGCAAACAAGUCAAACAUUCGUUUUCAAAAUUUGAGUAAAUUUAAAUCGGAAUUGAUGAGAUAUGAGACAGACAGUAACAAACCUGAUGUAAGUACAACAAUACGUAUAUGGGAUUUUGGUAGACAGUUUGUUUAUUAUGCAACCCAUCAGAUUUUUCACUCUCGACAAGCUGUUUACAUUUUAGUAUUCAGCCUCGAAAAGGAUUUGGAUACCAUUAUCAACGAUGAUGAAUUCCCUCUGCACAAGAAAACUCUUAGAGACUACAUGAAAUUCUGGGUGGGUUCAAUAGAUUCGUUUGUAGGGAGCGUGGAUGGUCAUGACCCACCAAUUAUUUUGGUUGGAACACACAUGGACAAAUUAAAGGCAGGAGCAAAUAUUGAGCAUUGUUUUGAAGACAUCAGACAGACUUUCGAGGAUAGGAUAUGCCUUAACCAUAUUCAGCCUGAAGAUUUCGCAGUAUCCAACAUGACUUUGACUGAUGAUGGUAUUGAGCAGCUACGUAGGUCAAUACUGGACAUCAAGAAGAAUCAAAAGAAGCGACACUUACCUGCAAAAUGGAUACCUUUAGAAAAAGAUUUGCAAUCCCAAAAAAAGAGCAUCGUUAGCUUUGACGAAGUUAUAGAAAUAGAUAGCAGAAAUGAAUUUCCAAUUUGUUCAAAAGAACAUGACGACACAUUUGACCAGAUCAAGCUUUUCCUUUCCUACCAACAUGCCACAGGCUCUAUUUGCUAUUUUGACGAGGGGGAUUUAGCUCGUUAUGUAGUUUUAAAACCUCAGUUUCUAAUCGACGCGUUCCGCUGCAUCAUUACAUCUAAACAAUUUUGUAAAGUUCGUCCAAAAAUGCGAAAACUCUGGAAUAAGCUAUAUGACACAGCAAUACUGGAACCGGAGUUGCUUGAAGAAGUUUGGGCGCAGAGUGGCAAUGAGGAGUUUAUCAAAUACAAAGAAAUACUGGUCGAGUUCUUGAAAAAGCAUCGCAUCAUUUCCGACAUGGUAAGCUAUAAUGAGUCUACGAAUUCGUACCAACCACUUCGUAGUUAUAUCGUUCCGAGCUUCCUCAAGGUACAAGCUGACGAUAGUAUGCUGAGAGCAUUUUGCAAGGAUAAAACAUCAUCUAAGGUCGCUCUAGGCUUCAAUGUAGUGAAUGAAAGUAUUCUACCAAUACUUUACCAACAAUGUUUGGCAGCUGUAGUGAGCAGAUGGCCACUUAUCAAAUUCGAUGGCUGUUUUAUCAUCUAUAAUGAUGUUGUUGCGUGCGAAUUGAAUUUUGAUCAUGCCGGACUGUUGAUGAUGAACGAAAAUAGACUUGAAAUUCUAGUCGUCUCUCUUUGUCCUUCUGACGAUGUCAGUGCCAAUAUCUGCGACAUGUUUCGAAGAUAUAUAGAACUUGUCAUCAACACAGAAAUGAAUAAAUAUCAAAGACAGAAAACAAAUGAAUCACGCUUUGCGACGAAUCUUGUUGUUCGAUGUUUUCACAUUGAACACGGUUUCAAGGGAAGCAAGGAGACCUGUGAUUUUAAAAGUCUGAUCUCAAGAGACAAAUGUCCUUGUCCUGACAGGAAAAGUCAUUGUUUCAAGGCAAGGGACAUUCGGGAUGAAUGGUACUUGAGUGAAACAAAACCCGAGAGGGCACCAAAGAAAAGGUUGACGAGGAAAGGGUACAGCACACUCUCAAUGGCGAUCGGGCAAGGUUGGAAACAGAUUGGUUUACAGUUAGGUCUUCACGAAAUAGAAUUACAACAUAUUGAGAUGAAUAACCAAACUGUUGAUAUGCAGAUUUACCAAAUGCUUCUAAAAUGGGAUAUGAAGGAAGAUGAUAAAGCAACUCUUGAUGUCUUGGUCACUGCAAUUUCAAACUGCUCUCGUGAAUGUGUUAACGUUGACUGGGAUGUGUUGAGAAACCUAAUUAAUGGAUUUUAGUUGUACUUCCAGUUCUUGAUACCAGCAGCAUUGCAUCGAUUAUCCUGUUAUAUUGGGAUCGACUUGGUUCGUAAUUGAUCUCAGAGUCUGACCUUUUGACGAUUUCAUUUGGAACAGAUAAUCAGUUAUUCGGAAUAACUCUGUCAUGUCACUUGAUACAAAAUGCCUUAUGUCCUGCAUGAGGCGAUACUAUAUCAAUAUAACUCGAUAUCGCAGAAGGUAAAACAGAAUAUUUCGAAUCGUCGAGAGCUAUCUUCUUUGCAGUUAGUUUUUGGUAAAAGCUUGAGCGGGAGAUAUGUUCGAUUCGCCAUUCUUCAAAUUGUACAGUUCGUUUUCGUAAACAUCAUGAUUAUAAAUAUUAAAGGGAAUUCCUAUAGUUUUUAUGUGCAUCUUAUUGCGCAGCCGACACUUUCUAUGGAAAACUGAGCUGAAGUCAAAAUCUCUUGAAACAUGUUACAGACAAUCUUAAAUAUGAGGAAUCUUGAAUGAAAUAAUAUUUUUCAUAAGUUUUAUCAGUAAUCAAAUGUUGAUACUGGUUUAUGUUGUAUUGACAACAAUGACAAGUAUCAUGCCUGACAGGUAUCUGGCUAUUUUUGUGGUUGUGUUUUCACAUCGCAUUUUAGUACAAAGACAGUGUUGUUCAUAUAAUGUAAGAUAAUUGACUUAGUACUGAUUAGACAAUAUCACCUUUCAGAUUAUUUAGUAUUCAAUUAUAGAAAGAAUUAAGAAUUUUUUAAAACUUUUUUUAACUUCUAGCAGACAUACAUGUAAUCAAUUUGUCCAGGUUCGCGGCAUUUUCCGUCCGAAUAUGUAUUGUAUUCUAGCGGUCUUAACAUAAAAUUUAGCCAGGUGACCUAUAAGUUUUUAGCCAUUUUUAUGCUCACAAUGCAAUUAUCUAUACACAAGAAAAACAGGAAAAAAUUCUAUGAAAGAGUUUUUUCAAAAUUUAAAAAAAAAUAUUCUUCACUAUGGGUAUUUUUCAUUGAAAAAAAGUUCACUUUUUCAUUUGUACCCAUUAUUGUUAUAAUAGUAUUACAAAUAUGACUAAUAUGAUAUCAAAUAAGUAUAUAAUAAAAUCUGUAAAAAGAAAAAAAACCGUAUUGUGCUGUCUUGGUGCAUAUUUUUGUUGGUAUUUAUAAAAAAAAAGCAGAAAAUUAUGAAAAUGUUGAAAAAUCGCUGGCAGUUUCUGCAACAGUGGGUGUGUUCAAAACAAUUUUUCACAAAAACAAGCCUGGUGACCUAUUGUUUUUAUUUGUUCAUUGUUUUCAGCACAAACUUUCCUAUCAUAUAUGUAAACUAAAAAAAAAAAUUCUAUGAAAGGAAAAAAACUAUAGGAAUUCUCAUUAAAGAUUGCGUUUUGUAACCUUAACUCAGGAUUCCAUUUUUCAAUGUGUCUUGUAUAAGAAAAACGUGAGCUCAAGCUAAAACAAAACAUAAUCAAAAAGUAGAAAGGACAUUUUGCAAGUAGAGAAAAUUUGGUUUGAAAACGUGUAAACAUGUAUGACCUAGUAAUCGAACUGUAUGGACAAGUUUGUAUGUUUUUGGUGGGUUUUUUUCACAAGCACCGUCAGCUGCACCUACUUGAAGAUGAUUCUUUACGAAAUUGUGCGGAUUUGAUGGAGGAUUUAAUUAUGAUUAUCUGCAAUAGGGACACUUCGUAUGAUUGUUAUAAAGACUGAAAAAUAUUUGUUGACUCAUUGUUUACAAAAUAUUUGAAAUUGAUCAUAGAUGUGGAUAAUUUUAGUUAUUUCAGCUGGACCUACAUGAAAAUAUAUUUUACGCAUUUGUGUGGACUUGACUGAAGAUUUUUAUAAUUUUCUGUAAUAUGACACUUUGUUUGAUGAUUAUAUAUACAGAGAAAAAUAAUAACUCAUUUGUUAACAAAAACAUAUUUGAACAUAACAUAGAGGGAUUCGAACAAUAGAUAUAUUAUGGGUAUGUUUUAAUUGCAUACUUACAUCUGGGCUUACAAAAGCUUUGACCAAAUAGUAAAGUUGAUAUUUUGUUGCAUACAGUAUGUUUUACAAUUACUCUAACCAGAAUUGUCUUUAGAAAGUGCAAUUACGCCCAAAUACACAGUAACGACUGAUAACGUCAUAGUACUUAUUAUUUAGGAACGUAUGGCAGUACUAGUUAAUACGAAUAAUUGUUGGACGAAUUUGAUGACGAUAAUUUCCACGGUUCUGUACGUUUUGAAGCAGUAGGAAUGAAGUUUUAGAUGCUUUAGCUUUCCUUAACAGUGAAAACUAUGCUUCGAUUUCUUUAUAUCUGAAACAUUUUAUGAUUUUAACUUGUCAAAGGGUUUCAAGGUCCAAGUUUAUUUGUAUCAAGAUCAAGCACCGGCACCUAUGCUUUUGAUACAUAUUUCCGUUUUAGACUUGAUUCUCAGUCAGUACACAAAAUGUAAAGAAAUUCUGUCUGUAGGAAAAAUUUUGCCUAUAUGCAUAUAGGAAAAUGUCAGAUGUGUCUUUAACUUAAUACAUGAAUUCCAUAGAAAUAAAGUUGUAGUAUAUUAUCUAAAAUACUUUAUAUAUGUUGAUGAUAUCUUGUUUUCUUUAUAAAUUCAGGUUCAUGGUUUGGUUGUGGAAUCAAUGAUGUGAAUAUCAGUUGUUGUUUUUUUCUGUUGAUUUUGUAUUAUUUAUUUUUUGCGGAGGGGUGGGGACUUCGAGACCACUACAUUCAAAUUACUAUACGACUUUGGUAAACGUUCACUAGACAUUUUCGUUUUAACAAAUGUUUUUAAAUUCCAGAAGAAUAACAGCUAAAUCAAAUAAUAGUCAUUUGCUUAAAGUCGGCACGUAUUUUCUCUAAAUUUAAGUUUUUCAGACCAACACAAUAGUGUGAACAGUUUUGAUAGAGAAUAGUUUUAAAUAGUACUAAUGUUUGUUUUAACAAGCGUUGUGAUCAUCGCUGUUCUUGGUUUCGGCUACAUUCUCAUCGUGUGUCAUUAGACGUAAUACUGGUUGGUUGUCUACAGACUCAAAUAUGAUGCAUUUAUAACGUCAAUGUUCUACAUCCGAAACUGAUACGCUCUCGACCUACAGCAGAGGCAUGACAAAAAUCAUGAUAAUGAUCGUCUACACAUAAUAAACCGGGACUGCAUGACGGACAAUAAAGGCCAUUUUCAGUUCCAGUUUUAGAUUUAUUGGCAUAUCGGCAUAUACAAUAUACCUAUUAUGAAGGCCAGUUUUUGUUCUUAUGCGCUUAUGCGGUAACUGAAGUUUCUACCUGGGUCAUAUUUCCUUCUAAAAUUUCUACAAAGAAAAUAAUAAAACGGUUAUUAUGAAGUAUUUAAGAAAGUGGAUAAAUGUGUCUUACAUUUAAUGAAUGGCUGUCUUUUCAUUCCUUCUAAUCAAUGUUUGUUGACGAUCAAAUUGAUACACUCAUCUUCGGCCGCCACAUCUGUUUCAAAACGUGCAAACCUGAGACGUUUAUCACCAUCAAACCAAAUUCUUACUCGUCAUCUAAUAAUUCCUCGUGUUACCUAGGACUGCCCUGUGAGUUGAGUUGAUAGGGAUAAAACAGGUUAUUAAAGUAAAAUAUGGUUAUUGCUAUAUAAGUUUGAUAUGGAAUGCUGUUUUUGGCUCGAGUGAAUUAUGCCAAGUUAGUGUAAUAGGAGGCGCGCAAGCGCUGAGUGAUACGGCCUGGAACAGUCCGUGACAGCCGAAUACAAAAUCCCAGAUCUAGGUACUGUUAUGAUGACCCUUUCAUUUAUUACAACCAUUGUUUUGUCUGUGGUUUGUUAUCGAAAGAAAUCUUCAAUGUUUUGACAGUAUAUCGAUGUUAAAAUAGAAUUGCGUCUAUAUUUUGUGUGCUCUAUUUAUAGAACUGUGUCAAUUCAUGUAUAUUAAAUGGAAGUAGUGCAGCAAAAUGCAAUACAAAAGAUGCAAUUCUAAUUGUUCCUUUCUGUACGUAUUUACUUGUACAAUACUAAACUUUUUUGUCCACAUGAUUUGUGUAGGUGUAUAUUAAACACAUUUGGCAUAUUGAAAUUAAUGAGCACAUCUAUUAUUCCAGCACUAAUCUACCUGUAAAUAGAAUGUAAACAUUUUUUUGAUAAGAACUUGUAUCACUCCUGUCAAUAAACUUUGAGCCUGCUAAAUUUCUAAAAUUGACUGUUCCAUUAUUCAAUUUGCGCAGUACCAUUUAUUUUUCGAAUGGUUGUUUACUAAAUAUUUACUGACUGAAUAGCGAACAGUACAGACCAUGAUCAGCCGGCACGGACGUUAUGGCUGAUCUUCAUCUACGCUGGUCGCAAAGGCAGAAUCAAUUGCCGCCAGCAGGAUAAAGUUUGAAUAAUAAUAACAAUAGUAAACAUCCACUUUGUCAUGCCCCUUUGAUAUUUCUGCUCUAGUGGUCCGAGCGGUUGCAUUUAUUGUUCUUCUAAAAAUCAAAUGUUAAUAACUAUGCAGCUUGGUUUUACGCUAUUAUUAGUAGUUGUUUUGUAGAAAUAUAUUGACAUUUGUGCGCAGUUAAUUUCAUACCAAUCACAUUUUCUCUCUUUUGAUAUAAAGGCAAUAAAGGCUAUGACGUUAAUAACCUGUAUUCUGUCCAUCUUUGUUUAAUUGAAUUUUGAUAUUCGUUGAAAAUAUUGAUUAUGUAUUAGAUUUUGUAUGUGACAGAAUUUUUAUACAAGUACUGUUUAAAGCAUUGAAUUCAUUGAAAGAACUGAAGUAAAUUUGAUUGAUAGUGCAUAAUAUAUAUGUUAGAAUAUUUUCAACAGUGUUGUUAUGUAAUGAAUUCAUUGAAUGAACUGAAGUAAAUUUGAUUGGUUGUGUACAUGCAUGUGAAUAUUUAUACCAGAUUUCCUUGAAAAUAAUGAAGUAAAUUUAAUUGAUUGUUAGUAUGUAUGUGAUAGAAUAUUUAUAUAAUUGUUUCUUUAAGUACUGAAUUCCUUGAACAAAAUGAAUUACAUUUAGUUGAUUGUGAAUAUGUAUAUGAUAGAAUAUCUAUACAAUUGUUGCUUUAAGUACUAUUUUCCAUGAAAACUGAAGAAAAGUAACAGAACAUGGUAUAAAAAAAGAACAUGCAUGUGAUAGAAUACUUAUAUAUGUGUUGUUUUAAGGACUGAAUUCCUUGAAAAAGAUAAUAAAGUAAAUUUUAUUGUAUGCUAUAGAAUAUUAAACAAGUUUUGUUUAAAGUUACUGUACUGAAUUCAUUGAGAAAAUGAAGUAAAUUUAAUUAGUUUUGAAAAUGUAUGCUAUAAAAUAUUUAUACAAAACUUAGUGUUGUUUUAAGUACUGAAUUCCUUGGAAAGAAAAUUAAGUAAAUUUAAUUGAUUGUGAAUAUCAAUGUGAUAGAGUAUUUAUACAGUUGUUGGUUUUAAUACUGAAUUCCUUCAAGUAAAUGAAGUAAAAUAAAUUGAUUGAGAACAUGGUAUAUGAUAGAGUACUUAAUAUACAAGCGUUGUUUUAAGUACUGAAUUCCUUGAAAAAAAGGAAGUCAACUUUAUUGAUUGUAAAUAUGUAUGUUACAGAAUAUUUAUGCAAGUUUUGUUUUAAGUACUGAAUUCACUGAGAAUAUGAACAAAUUUUAAUUGAUUGCGAAUAUGUAUGUGAUAGAAUAUUUAUACAAUUGUUGUUUUAAUUACUGAAUUUCUUGAAAACAAUGAAGUAAAUUUAACUGAUUAAGAAUAUGUACUACAUGAUAAAGCAAUUAGACAAGUGUUUUAAGAACUGAAUUCUUAAAAUGAAUGAAGUAAAGUUUAUUGAUUGUGAACAUGUAU